UGGACGUGAAAACACAUGCCGACAGGAUGCGGAAAUACGUCACGGAGGACCUGCUCGAUUCUCGGGGCUGAAGAUGCGCAGAGGAGAAAUGUUCACACUGAGCAUAUUUCUGGUAUUGUAGGUGCAGGAGGGGCGUGGCUACCGAUACCACCGACUACCGAGGUUACCGAGCGGUCCGAGCGGAAAAAUCGAAGUAUCGAAGAUGUAAACAAAGAAUUUGGCAAGACAUCGUUCAGCCGAGGGAAAAUACUAGGAAAAUCGAAAAUUUCUGAUAGAACGGCGACCAUUUUUAAAGCAAUUGACCAUAGCCGAUCGAUGCGGGCAGUGGCUCUGUCAGUAUGGCUAUUCAUGAACCUGGUUUUCCUGGGCAUGUGUGGGUACAUGUACCUGUUGUGGAGACAGUACUGGCUGCACUCGGAACGCCAGCAAACCAAUCACGUUGCCAUUCCCACACCACCAGCCUACCCUUAUGACAUACAGUACCUGGACUUGGUGGUGCAGCAUGGACAGGAGGACUCUGCGGAGGAAACCAGGUCAAAACACACUAACAGGAGCUCGGUGCAGCGAGCUAAAAAGAUGCCAAGACUGCGGUCAAAAACCAACGUGCUUGAUUCAAAAUGCAGGCCAGAAAUAGAAGAUUGUGAAGGCUCAGCACAUUCUAACGUCAAGAAGGUUUUGUCCAGUGUGAUAGCACAUAAAACGCAGUUGGUGGUGGAAAUGAGACGGGUCUUGCUGGACGAAGGCAGCAUUUUUGCCAAGGACAAAAACGUCUACGGAGUGAAAUACACAGGCACUAAAGGCACAAUGAAAAAAACACCGCCUAGAGAAAUUGUGUGCAGUUUAAAAAAGUCGGCCAACCUGAGAAUGCUCAAGAGGAAAGAUGAGCCAUUCCAGACGUUGGGAAUGGACGACCUUUUCCCUGCCAAGCCAAUCUUCAGUAAGCAGAGGGAACAGAAACAACCAUUCCGUUCAUGCGCUGUCAUAGCUAGUGCUGCGUCGCUGCUAGAUUCUCAGCUUGGAAAUUUCAUUGAUUCCCAUGAUGCUGUGGUCCGAUUUAAUCAUGCUCCAACAGACGGAUAUGAAAGCGACGUAGGUUCCAAAACGACCAUAAGAAUUGUCAACUCUCAAGUGAUCUCUAAACCAGAAUUCAAUUUCCUGAAUAAUCCAAUUUAUGAUAAUAUCACAAUGGUGGCUUGGGACCCAUGUAAUUACACCAGCUCUUUAAUUCAGUGGUACGAACGCCCGGAUUUUGACCUUUUCACAAAUUAUUGGAACCGCCGACAGAAACGGCCCAAUGAUGACUUUUACAUGCUGGACCCGAGAUCAGCGUGGCCUGUUUGGAAUUUCAUUCAGGGCAAUACACCAGCACGGCUGCGUCGCAAUCCACCCAGCUCUGGAUUUCUAGGCCUGGUUCUCAUGCUUCCAUUGUGCAAUCACGUCGACAUGAUCGAGUACAUGCCGUCAGUCAGAGAAACAAAACGGUGCCACUACUAUGACACAUUUGAGGACAGAGGGUGCACUUUCGGUGCAUGGCAUCCUUUGGCUGCUGAAAAGUUGCUUGCACUUUCCAUGAGCUCCAGCGAUGACAAUGAGAUUUUUGGAAGGGGUAUUUUAAGAAUUCAGGGCUACCCCUCUUUGAAUUGCUGAUCUUGCUCCUUGCUUAAUGACAAUUUACUAUUUUUCAUGACUUUACUAGCUCAUUUUUUAGCAUUCCAAUUGAAAUUUUAGUAUAAUAUAAUUAUAGUUCAGGUGAUAAAUAAUUAAUGCUUCUAUUGGCUAUUAUAGCAAAUAUUUCUAGUUAAAAAUGAUCCCCAAAUUUAGCCACCCAGGUUGCCUAUUGGCCUUGGCUGAUUAAAUCCAUCUCUUACUUAGUCAUUGAUAUACAGAUGAAUUUUCCUUUUUAAGAUGAAGUGAUUAUUGUCACCCAUCUUUAGUUAUGGAACCAAUAGAAUCUCUUUAAAAAUAAGGAAAGUGCAUUUUGCACCAGCAAUUGUUUGAAUUUUAUGUAAGUGGAUGAAAUGAAAUAAAAUGUUACAC
This is a messenger RNA of Neocloeon triangulifer, 2037 nucleotides long. RefSeq names its product beta-galactoside alpha-2,6-sialyltransferase 2 (gene SiaT). The coding region runs from base 16 to 1647 and encodes 543 amino acids. Gene Ontology annotation, molecular function: sialyltransferase activity. The transcript has 7 exons. Lineage: Eukaryota; Metazoa; Arthropoda; Insecta; Ephemeroptera; Baetidae. The record is from RefSeq and is a predicted model, not a curated record.